Messenger RNA from Vicia villosa (hairy vetch), 675 nucleotides. Its product is annotated as protein TIFY 5A-like. The transcript has 3 exons. Gene Ontology annotation, cellular component: nucleus. Gene Ontology annotation, biological process: regulation of defense response; regulation of jasmonic acid mediated signaling pathway; response to wounding. The record is from RefSeq and is a predicted model, not a curated record. NCBI's taxonomy places the organism in Eukaryota, Viridiplantae, Streptophyta, Magnoliopsida, Fabales, Fabaceae. The coding region runs from base 116 to 499 and encodes 127 amino acids.
ACAACUGCUCUUAUAGAUACAUACCAUUACAGUGUUACCACCAAACACUUUCUUUCUCACAUUCUCUCUGUCCACAACACUUCACUUCUUAUUGUCUCUCAGAAACUCCAAGAUCAUGAAGAAGAAUUUGAACCUGGAACUUCGCCUCGUCCCACCUUCCAUUAGUUCCGAUUUUCCUACCUCAAUGGAAGGUGAAGCACAAGAGCAGCAGCAGCAGCACAGGCCUUUGACCAUUGUCUACGAUGGCAAGAUUUUCGUUCGUGAUGCAACAGAGAUUCAGGCCAGGUCUAUUUUAAUGCUUGCAAAAAAAGAAAUGGAGGAUAAAGUGAGGACACCAACUGAAUCAUCAUCAGAGCCAUCUUCACCAGCAGUAUUUACCAGUAACUUGUAUAGCCCUGGAACUUCACUUUCCAUGAAAAAAACACUUCAAAGGUUUCUCCAGAAGAGGAAGAAUCGGAUCCAAGAAGCAUCACCUUACCAUUUUAAUCAGCAGAAAUAAUUAUUUGAGAUCAAGUAUAAAUUGAAAUUUUUGUUUAAUUUGGUGUCUUAGAAUACUAUAUGUAUGUUUUUCAACAAAGGGUACCCCUUUCAAAUUAUCAACUGCUUGUAAAUUAUGUAGAAUUGUAAUCUUUGUGCACUACUGUGAAAGUUGCAUUGUUUUUCUUUUUUUGUUGA